Tarenaya hassleriana is the source of this 1018-nucleotide messenger RNA. RefSeq lists its product as uncharacterized. The record is from RefSeq and is a predicted model, not a curated record. The coding region runs from base 166 to 663 and encodes 165 amino acids. The transcript has 2 exons. Lineage: Eukaryota; Viridiplantae; Streptophyta; Magnoliopsida; Brassicales; Cleomaceae.
UUGAGGACGACUUGGAAAAAUAUGUUGGUUUACCUGCAAAGACAAAAAUGGAACGCAAUUGUUCAUGAUGCAUGCAUGUUUCCCUACGAUGUGAAGCAUGAUGAUGGGCAGUAUAUCAUCAAGCCUUGUAAAGUUAUGGUAUCAUGAGAUGCAACCAUCGCAUGUAUGCCAAAAGGUCCUCGCCUACUCGGCGUCCCACGACUAGCUCUUGUCUCGGAUGUUUAUUCUGCUUCGGGUUGGAGCCUACCGCCAGCCAGGGGUCCCGAGGUUGAGAGAUUGCACUUGGAAAUCUUCGGGUUAUCUAUGACGACUCGGGCUGCAUCCCCGGAUCAUUUCUACUGGUCGCCUUCUCACAGCACUGAUUCUCUGCCUUCGUUCUUCUCCAAAACAGUCUGGAGACAGAACCAGCAGUUGCCUCCACCUCUCUCUGGCUAUAAAUCCGUCUGGUUUUCCGGUGCCACGCCCAAACAUGCGUUCAUGGUCUGGCUGACAGCUAGGAACCGGCUUCCAGCACGUGACCGCUUGAAUUACUGGGGCCUUAAUAUCUCCCCCUUUUGCCUUCUGUGCAAUGAUGAGGAUGAAUCUACUGGCCAUUUGUACUUCAACUGUGGUUACACUAUCGCCCUAUGGACAUCUAUAUUUGCCCCAUCACACAUCACUUAGACUAACCUAGGUUCAUUUGAGAACGAUCUUUGCUGGCUAUUGGACUGUGACGCCAACCGGUGCGUCAAACUCAUGGUGAUGUUGUUAUUUCAGGCAGUUGUAUACUAUACUUGGCAGGAGAGGAACUGCAGGAUGCAUGGUGGAACUCCUCGCACGACAGUUGUUAUGCGCAAGGAGAUCCUACGAUAUACUAAGCGGAAGCUAUGGGCGUUGAAAUCAUUAGGCUCGGGUCCUGCUACUAAUCCAGAAUUGUUACAAAUAUGGUUCUCUCUAUUCGACAGACUUGACUAAUCACACUAAUCUUCUCUGGGCUUUUGGUUUUGUAACAACCGCUGCUCGUUUGUAAAGAAUGUUU